Messenger RNA from Cynara cardunculus var. scolymus (artichoke), 1466 nucleotides. Its product is annotated as L-type lectin-domain containing receptor kinase VIII.2-like. The coding region runs from base 173 to 1276 and encodes 367 amino acids. NCBI's taxonomy places the organism in Eukaryota, Viridiplantae, Streptophyta, Magnoliopsida, Asterales, Asteraceae. Gene Ontology annotation, molecular function: carbohydrate binding. The record is from RefSeq and is a predicted model, not a curated record. The transcript has a single exon.
CAAAAAGAGAGAGAAUCAGAGACCGCUGCAGAAGAAGCAGAACCCACUCAAAUAAAUUCUCAUAUUUAAUUUUCACAGCUUCCAAGCUCUCUUUCUCUCUCCCCCACAAGCUUAUCAUCCUCAAUUCUUCAAACCCUAGCUUCGAUUCUUCAUCUAAUCUCAUGGGUUCUUCAUGUUUUCUGUUUUAAACUUCGAGAUCAACACAAAUUUUACAGCACAAAGAAUGGCGUCGUUGCUCACCUCAAGGUACCUGAUAACCCUCCUCUAUUUCUUGACCUUUUGCUUCAAAUCCCUAAUCGCAGACUCCAAUUCGUCGUUUUCUUUUAACAAUUUUGGAUCGAAUUCAAGUUUCGAGUCUGUUCUUGCACUUUAUGGCGAUGCAAAGGUUGUUAAUGGCAGUUCGUCUCUACAACUCACUGCUCCAUUAGUUUCUAGUGCUGGUAGACUGAUCUACAAAAACCCCAUCAAGUUCUAUAGUGGAAUUCCUAAGAAACUGGUGUCUUUCUCCACGUACUUUUCGUUUUCGAUGUGGUCGGAUUCGAGAAAUGGAGAUGGUUUAGCUUUUGUGGUGUUUUCAGAUGGGUAUCCUGUGGAUUUGUUUGAUGAUAGUGGUUCAUUUGGGCUGUCAAAUGGGGAUAGUUUCAAGUUCUUGAGUGUUGAAUUUGAUACAUCGAUGGAUUCUAAGUAUGGUGAUAUGAAUGGGAAUCAUGUUGGUAUUGAUUUAUCCAGCUUUGUAUCUUCGAAAGCCGCAAACCUAUCUUCUCUCAAUUUGGGAGUCAACAAUGGUAACAGAUUGCAAGUUUGGAUCGAUUAUGAAUCAAGUUCAAGAAGAUUGGAGGUCAGAAUUAGUAAAUUUGGGGAAACCCGGCCAUUCGAUCCGUUGCUAUUCGAACAAAUCGAUUUGCCUAAAAUCUGGCCAGAAAAUGAGGGGUUUUUCGUGGGAUUAAGUUCAUCAAAUGGAAAUUCAACGCAACUGUGUAAUGUGUAUUCUUGGAGCUUCAAAACAAGGCAAUCACCAGAUUGGAUGCAUUCUGAACCCUUGGAGCCUAUGGUUUUCAAAGAAAAGAAAGAAAAUGAGAUCAAGAUUCACAAGGAAAAUGAUUGUGUUAUGAGGAUUCUUUCUGCCCUCAUACUCGGGAUCGGAUUAGGAGCUUUAGGAAGCUUUAUCGGCAUGUUUAUAUGGACGAUAUUCGCAAACAAACGACCGAUUGCCCCCGAAGAAUAUGCUAUGACUGCUGUGGCCCAUGAUAAAGUCUCAGUAAAUGAGAAGCAAUAGGUAUGUGGUUUGGCUAGUCGAUUAGAUGUUAUUUCUUGUGAAUUGUAAAUGGAUUUUGGUUGUGGUGAUCCCUUUGUAACUGUGUUUUUGUUAUCUUGUUACGAUAUUUCGAUGAUGAAAUCGUCUGAAUAUUAGUGUCUGUUUGUUUCUAGUCAUGUUAUGAACAAGAUUUGAGCUUUGUUUAGUUUUC